AACAAAAAUUUCGAGCUUCAACAAAGCACAUCCAGCACUGCACCGAGUCAGCACCCUGCAACUGGCUUUCUUCUAUUCUCGUCUUCCUUUUCAUAUCCGAAUGAUACAUUCCCUCAUUACGUCGCAGACCCCGACUUCGCGCCUCAAUUGAGGCCCCUUCGCCAUGCCUCUCCACCCUCCCUCUCAUCCGUCCCUCACCCACGUCCGAACCUUCACCUGCACAGCACAGAAUCUCGCAAAAUCCACGAAGCAGCGACUCAAGUACGAGCAUACCGCUGUGCCACCAUACCCGUAUGGCCCCUCACAAAUCUACAAACAAUCCAAUUUUGGUCUCUACGGCACGCAGAAGAUUCGAUUCGGAAACAUGGUCUCAGAGAAGAACGAGAUCAAAACGAGGAGAUACUGGCGGCCGAAUGUACAGUUCAAGCGAUUAUGGAGCGAAGCGUUACAAAAUUACAUCAAAUUGAGGAUCACGACGAGAGUGCUGAGAACUGUAGAUAAGGUUGGGGGACUAGAUGAGUACCUGUUGGGGGAGAAGGCUGCGCGAAUAAAGGAGCUGGGAAUGGGUGGGUGGAAGCUGAGGUGGCGGAUCAUGCAGACGAACGCGGUGAAGGAGAGAUUCAGGUUGCAGAGGGAAGCGUACGGGUUGCCACCGAAAGUGGACGCUCCUACAAGAUGGAAUGGUCAGAAGGCUACGAAGCUGCAGGUUGCCGAGGAAAUCCGGGAAUUCGAUGCAGACAUCGCGAAGGGGCAAGAACUCGAGAUCGGUGAGGAUAUGGAGGAGCAAGUGGUGGAACCUGGGUCCAUGCAGGAAGAGCCUAUGAGGUCGGAGAAGGUGGUCUUAUAGAUCAUCGAUCUGUGUAUAUCGACUGUAACAAUAUCCGUUCAUGUCAGGCUGCC
This is a messenger RNA of Mollisia scopiformis, 900 nucleotides long. RefSeq lists its product as uncharacterized. The transcript has a single exon. NCBI's taxonomy places the organism in Eukaryota, Fungi, Ascomycota, Leotiomycetes, Helotiales, Mollisiaceae. Gene Ontology annotation, molecular function: structural constituent of ribosome. The coding region runs from base 164 to 847 and encodes 227 amino acids. Gene Ontology annotation, cellular component: mitochondrial large ribosomal subunit. The record is from RefSeq and is a predicted model, not a curated record.